Penicillium taxi is the source of this 471-nucleotide messenger RNA. Its product is annotated as Protein mmf1. Gene Ontology annotation, cellular component: mitochondrion; cytosol. The coding region runs from base 1 to 471 and encodes 156 amino acids. Gene Ontology annotation, molecular function: deaminase activity. The transcript is spliced from 4 exons. The record is from RefSeq and is a predicted model, not a curated record. Lineage: Eukaryota; Fungi; Ascomycota; Eurotiomycetes; Eurotiales; Aspergillaceae.
AUGUGGCGCGCUACCCCUCGUCUUCAAGCUCUCUCUCGUGCUUUCAACGUCACCCCUAUCGUUUCUCAUCCUCAAUUCACCUCCCCCAGAAUGUCUUCCAGCUUGACCGCCAUCACCGCUAAGGAUGCCUGCCCUCCUGCCGGCCCUUACUCCCAGGCUAUCCGUGCCAACGGCCAGAUCUUCAUUUCAGGCCAGAUCCCAGCCGACGCUUCCGGAAACCUGGUUCAGGGCAACAUCGGUGUCCUGACCCAAGCCUGCUGUGACAACAUCAAGGCCAUCGUGUCCGCUGCUGGUUCCGAGGUGUCGAAAAUCGUCAAGGUCAACGUCUUCCUCACUGACAUGGCUAACUUCGCUGAGAUGAACGCUACCUAUGAGAAGUUCUUCACUCACAAGCCUGCUCGUAGCUGUGUUGCUGUUCACCAGCUGCCUAAGGGUGUGCCUGUUGAGAUUGAAUGCAUUGCUCUGGAGUAA